Messenger RNA from Oryza sativa Japonica Group (Japanese rice), 2415 nucleotides. RefSeq names its product protein REDUCED WALL ACETYLATION 3. The record is from RefSeq and is a predicted model, not a curated record. Lineage: Eukaryota; Viridiplantae; Streptophyta; Magnoliopsida; Poales; Poaceae. Gene Ontology annotation, molecular function: acetyltransferase activity. Gene Ontology annotation, cellular component: Golgi apparatus. Gene Ontology annotation, biological process: xyloglucan metabolic process; xylan biosynthetic process; plant-type secondary cell wall biogenesis.
ACGCAACAACCACCACAUCCCGUCAACCGAUGCAACCAACCGCUUCGCGUCUCCUCCCCGUCAUUCUCCUGCUGCGCCUGCCUCUGCCGCCGACUCCCCGCUCCGCUCCGGCCUCCCUCCCGUCCCGACCGCGACCAGCCACCGCCCCCGUCCCUCCCGCGCGCGCGGUUGCUUCAGAUCUCCUCUUCCCCCCUCCCUCACCCGCCGCCAACCCCUCCCGCCAUUACGUAGCAGUAUAUAAAGUCCUAUCCCCAUCACCCUCCCAUUUCGCUGCUUCUCCCUCCCUACCCGCGCCAUGGCCUGCUGAUUGCUGCUGCUGCUGCUGCUGUUGACUCGUCUCCCGUGGAUCUGGAUCUUGAUCCCCGCGAGAGGAAUGGAGGUCUUCGGCCCCGUCACGCCCGGCCAAGUUUCGUUUUUGCUGGGUCUUUUCCCUGUCCUCAUUGGAUGGAUCUACGCCGAAAUCUUAGAAUACAGGAAAUCUUUGUUGUAUGGGAAAGUUCACUCGGAUGCUAAUUUGGAGAAUGAGACUAUGAAGGAAGAUGAUAAGGCUGUAUUACUUGAAGGAGGGCAGUCAAAAUCGCCAUCUACAAAGCUCCGAAACAUGUCUACAAAAGCAAAUUUAAUACGGUUUAUAACAAUGGACGAGUCUUUUCUGCUUGAAAACCGUGCUGUGCUAAGAGCAAUGGCCGAAGUGGGCAUUAUUCUGGUCUACUUUUACAUUUGUGACCGGACAAAUAUAUUUCCAGAAACUAAGAAGAGCUACAACCGCGACCUGUUUCUGUUUCUGUACAUUCUUCUUAUCAUAGCAUCGGCACUUACUUCACUUAAGAAGCACAAUGAAAAAUCAGCUUUCACUGGAAAGUCAAUACUCUAUCUUAAUCGUCACCAAACUGAGGAAUGGAAAGGGUGGAUGCAGGUCUUGUUUCUGAUGUACCACUAUUUCGCUGCCACAGAAAUAUACAAUGCAAUUCGGGUGUUCAUUGCUGCCUAUGUCUGGAUGACUGGAUUCGGGAAUUUCUCAUAUUAUUAUAUCAAGAAAGAUUUUAGCAUUGCAAGAUUUGCACAGAUGAUGUGGAGGCUAAAUUUCUUUGUGGCCUUCUGUUGCAUUGUCCUUGACAAUGAUUACAUGCUGUAUUAUAUAUGUCCAAUGCACACACUUUUUACUCUGAUGGUAUACGGAUCACUUGGUCUGUUCAACAAGUACAAUGAGAAACCAUCUGUCAUGGCUAUUAAGAUUGCUUGCUGCUUCUUGACUGUCAUUUUGAUAUGGGAAAUUCCUGGGGUAUUUGAAUUUUUAUGGGCCCCCUUUACAUUUCUUCUAGGAUAUAAGGAUCCAGAGCCUUCCAAGGCAAACUUACCCCUGCUACAUGAGUGGCAUUUCCGAUCUGGCCUUGAUCGAUACAUAUGGAUUAUUGGAAUGAUCUAUGCUUACUUCCACCCUAAUGUUGAACGUUGGAUGGAGAAGUUGGAGGAAUCUGAGACUAAGGUUAGACUGUUUAUCAAGGGAGCCAUUGUCACUCUUUCUUUGACGGCUGGUUACCUAUGGUAUGAAUAUAUCUACAGGCUAGACAAAAUUACAUACAACAAGUACCAUCCCUACACGUCAUGGAUUCCUAUCACUGUUUAUAUCUGCCUACGCAACUGCACCCAGCAGUUGAGGAGUGCCUCCUUGGCUCUUUUCGCCUGGCUUGGCAAGAUCACACUAGAGACAUACAUUUCCCAGAUUCACAUUUGGCUCAGGUCUAGCACGCCAAAUGGGCAGCCAAAAUGGCUCCUAUCUUUUGUACCAGAUUAUCCAUUGCUUAACUUCAUGCUUACUACAGCAAUCUAUCUUCUUCUAUCAUACCGGGUGUUUGAGAUCACAGGUGUACUGAAGGGAGCUUUUAUUCCCAGUAGAGACAACAAUCGGCUAUAUCAAAAUUUUAUUGCAGGGAUUGCCAUAUCUGCAUGCCUGUAUUUCUGCUCACUUAUUCUUGUGAAAAUUACUAUUGUAUAGGUAGAAUUGCCAAGUAAAUGACCUUGAUAGAAGGUCGUUCCUGAAAAUUGUGUGCUUGGUAUCUGGUGGUAAGAUAUUCAGCUCAGGCCUCAAUUCCAUUUUGCAUUUGGAGGUAAAGAUACAGUUCCCAUGAAGGACCUGCCGAUCUUCUAGUUGGGAAUUGAAUUGCCAGAGGAUGUAGGUAUAGAAGUCAAAUUUUGAUUUAUCAUUUCCCCCAUUUAAAACACUGUACACAGUUAGCGAAGUUGUGCAUUCUUUGGGAGUUGUAGAUGCUUUCCUAAGUUGAUACAACAGUGUAAGAAUUUCCUCCCCUCAAAGCACUGUAACAUGUGGUGUACUAUACAGAAUGAUACUACAAGGAAGGGUUUCCCUUUUGUAAAACGAAAUAUAAAGGGCAAGCCCCAAUCUUUCUUUCUUUC